AUGCCUUGGAACGUUAGCAUAGAUCAGUUUACCUCUAAUAUUCAGAAUUCCGCCCAGCCCGUCUUCCUAUUUCUCCUCUCGAGCUUCUACGUCGACUUUGCCCCCGAAAUCCGGCGCUUUGCAGAGACACACCCCCAUCUGAACAUUUACGGCAUUGCGCGCCCAGCCUUUAUCCGCCCCAACGAGCAUACCGACCUCAUCCUCAGGCUUGGGGUCUGUGCAGAGGCAGAAUUUGUGCUCUGGAGAGAUGGAAAUAACGUUGUUGAGCUUCAACGCCCGCAGCUUUCAAAUCUGAUGACCGUUUUGCAAGCGAUGGGGGUGUAG
Messenger RNA from Aspergillus calidoustus, 324 nucleotides. Lineage: Eukaryota; Fungi; Ascomycota; Eurotiomycetes; Eurotiales; Aspergillaceae. The record is from the annotation of a GenBank genome assembly.